AUGCGGCGACGGGUGGGCGGCGUCGGAGCCAUCCAGAAACAACAGCUGACGCAGGCGAGGUUCAAAGACAAGGGCUCUGAACUGGCCGAAGAACAGCUGCAGCAGAUGACACGGCAGAUGGACGCCUUCCGGACCAAGUUGCAGGCCUUCGCGUCCAAGCACAAGAACGAGAUCCGCAAGAACCCGCACUUCCGACGCCAGUUCCAGGAGAUGUGCGCCACAGCGGGCGUCGACCCGCUCGCGUCCAGCAAGGGCUUCUGGGCAGACAUGCUGGGCGUGGGAGACUUCUACUACGAGCUCGGCGUCCAGGUGGUCGAGGUGUGCCUGGCCACGAGUCACCGCAACGGCGGCCUCAUGAGCCUCGAGGAGCUCCGGGACCGGGUGGCCCGGUCCCGCGGCAGUCUGGCGCGCCAGGAGGAAAUCAGCCAGGACGACCUGCUCCGGGCCAUCGAGAAGCUCGGCACGCUAGGCAAAGGCUUCCGCCUCAUCGCCGUCGGCGCCCGCUACCUGGUCCAGUCGGUGCCCACGGAGUUGAGCCUGGACCACACGACGCUCAUCAGACAGGCCAGCGCGACUGGCUACGCGUCCCUGGGCUCUCUGGUCAGGGACCUGUCUUGGGACGAGGACAGGGCCAGGAAGGCCCUCGAGGACCUACUCAAGGAGGGCUUGGUGUGGAUCGACACCCAAGCGCCCGGCGAAUACCUCUACUGGUUUCCGGGACUGCUCAGGCAGUCGUAGACAGUGGUGCGCGUUUGCUCCGACAACUUUUGUAUGCAAUAAAUGAAUGUGUAGUACGA
This is a messenger RNA of Ixodes scapularis (black-legged tick), 797 nucleotides long. It is a transcript of the gene lsn, whose product is annotated as vacuolar-sorting protein SNF8. The record is from RefSeq and is a predicted model, not a curated record. Gene Ontology annotation, cellular component: ESCRT II complex. Gene Ontology annotation, biological process: protein transport to vacuole involved in ubiquitin-dependent protein catabolic process via the multivesicular body sorting pathway. The transcript has a single exon. The coding region runs from base 1 to 738 and encodes 245 amino acids. Lineage: Eukaryota; Metazoa; Arthropoda; Arachnida; Ixodida; Ixodidae.